AAGAGAAACCCGAUUGCUCCAAGGCCCGCUGCGAAGUCCAGUUUUCUCCUCGCUGUCCGGAAGAUUCCAUCCUGAUUGAAGGCUAUGCUCCUCCCGGUGAAUGCUGUCCACUCCCAAGCCGUUGUGUGUGCAAUCCUGCAGGCUGCUUGAGGAAGGUUUGCCAGCCUGGCUAUUUGAAUAUAUUGGUUUCCAAGGCAUCAGGAAAGCCAGGGGAAUGCUGUGAUCUCUAUGAAUGUAAACCAGUGUUCAGUGUGGACUGCAGCACAGUCGAGUGCCCUCCCGUUCAACAAGUUGUUUGCCCGCUGGAUAGCUAUGAAACCCAAGUCAGGCUGACGGCUGAUGGCUGCUGUACCCUGCCCACAAGAUGCGAGUGUCUCUCUGGUUUAUGUGGUUUCCCUAUGUGCGAGGCAGGCUCCAUUCCUCAGAUAGUCUCGCGUGGAGAUGGAACACCUGGCAAGUGCUGUGAUGUCUUUGAAUGUGUCAAUGAAGUGAAGCCAACUUGCAUAUUUAACAGCAUGGAAUAUUACGAUGGAGACAUGUUUCGGAUGGAUGCUUGUCGUUUUUGCCGAUGCCAAGGGGGAGUCUCUAUUUGUUUCUCGGCUCAGUGUGGUGAGCUGCACUGUGACAGGUACUAUGUGCCAGAAGGAGAGUGCUGCCCAGUGUGUGAAGACCCAGUUUAUCCAGUAAAUAACCCUGCUGGCUGCUAUGCCAACGGUCAGAUCCAGGCUCACGGAGACCGCUGGCGAGAGGACGACUGUACUUUCUGCCAGUGCAUCAACGGAAACUCGCACUGUGUGGCGACAGCCUGUGGGCAAAGCUGUCUCAAUCCUGUUAAAGUCCCCGGGGAGUGCUGCCCGGUGUGUGAAGAACCAACAUAUAUCACAAUAGGUCCGCCCACCUGUGAGAUUCUGGUGAACUGCACUUUGACUGAAAAGGACUGUAUCUAUAGCUUCAAACUGGACCAAAACGGUUGCCGCACUUGUCAGUGCAAAACUAGGGAGGAGCUCUGCACCGGUCUCAUCUCGGGCUGUUCCUUGGACUGUUCCUUCGGCUUCCAGACUGACGUCCACAACUGUGAGAUCUGUCAGUGCCGACCACGGCCUAAGAAGUGCAAACCCAUUGUAUGUGACAAGUACUGUCCCUUUGGAUACUUGAAGAACAAGCAUGGCUGUGAAAUCUGUCGGUGUAAGAAAUGUCCAGAACUGCCUUGUGGUAAAAUCUGUCCAUUGGGCUUCCAGCAGAACAGUCACGGCUGCGUUAUCUGCAAGUGCAGAGAGGCAACAGCUUCUCUUAUGCCUGCAGUUAAGACAGGCUCUUGCCUGUCAAUGGACGGGCGCCGACACGAGAACGAGGAGAGCUGGCACGACGGCUGCCGGGAAUGUUACUGUCACAACGGGCGGGAAAUGUGUGCCUUGAUCACCUGCCCCGUUCCGAACUGUGGCAACCCCACCAUACACCCAGGGCAGUGCUGCCCAUCAUGUCCAGAUGAAAUAAUUGUGCAGAAGCCAGAGCUCACCAGUCCAUCGAUCUGUCAUGCUCCUGGUGGGGAAUACUUUGUAGAAGGAGAGACAUGGAAUAUUGAUUCUUGCACACAGUGUACAUGCCACAGUGGACGUGUCCUGUGUGAGACUGAAGUCUGUCCGCCUCUUCUUUGUCAAAACCCUACCCGCACACAGGACUCCUGCUGUCCACAGUGCCCAGAUGAGCCCCUUCAGCCCUCUUCAUCAAGCAAUGAGAGCAUGCCCAGCUAUUGCAAAAACGAUGAAGGAGAUAUUUUUCUGACAGCCGAGUCCUGGAAGCCCAAUGUCUGCACCAGCUGCAUUUGCAUGGAUGGUGUGAUUAGAUGCUACUCUGAGUCUUGCCCACCAGUAUCCUGUGAGAGACCUGUUUUGAGAAAGGGACAAUGUUGUCCUUACUGUAUUGAAGACACCGUUCCAAAGAAAGUGGUCUGCCACUUCAGUGGGAAAACGUACGCAGAUGAGGAACGCUGGGACAUUGACAGCUGCACACACUGUUACUGCCUGCAGGGUCAGACCCUCUGCUCCACUGUCAGCUGCCCACCCCUCCCUUGUGCUGAACCCAUCAAUGUGGAGGGAAGCUGCUGUCCCAUGUGUCCAGAGAUGUAUGUACCUGAACCUACUAAUAUACCCAUUGAGAAGACAAAUCAUCGAGGAGACAUUGAGCCAGAAGUACCAAACUGGCCAACACCGAGUGAAAAUGACAUCAUUCACAUUCACAGAGACAUGAAUCAUCUCCAGGGAGAGUACAGAAGUGGCAGUGGACCGCACCCUAGUGAAGAUGCAUCGGUUAGCUCUGUUGCCUUGGUGACAAUUCCAAUCACGAUAGCACUGUUACUGAUCAUCGUCCUUUUGCUCGUCAAUCAGAAAAAGCAGUGGAUUCCAGUGUCCUGCUACAAAGCUCCAACAAAGCCUUCUUGCCUAAACAAUCAACUGGUAUAUGUGGACUGCAAGAAAGGUACCAUGGUCCAGGUGGACAGUUCUCAGAGGAUGCUAAGAAUUGCAGACCCAGAUUCAAGAUACAGUGGAUUUUACAGCAUGCAGAAACAGAACAACCUACAGGCAGAUAAUUUCUAUCAAACAGUUUGAAGAAUCACACCCUUACCAAGGAUUU
Apaloderma vittatum (bar-tailed trogon) is the source of this 2631-nucleotide messenger RNA. RefSeq names its product cysteine rich transmembrane BMP regulator 1 (chordin-like) (gene CRIM1). The annotation marks the transcript as partial. The record is from RefSeq and is a predicted model, not a curated record. Gene Ontology annotation, molecular function: serine-type endopeptidase inhibitor activity; protein binding. The transcript is spliced from 15 exons. Lineage: Eukaryota; Metazoa; Chordata; Aves; Trogoniformes; Trogonidae.